Patella vulgata (common limpet) is the source of this 5000-nucleotide messenger RNA. Its product is annotated as ankyrin repeat and KH domain-containing protein 1. Gene Ontology annotation, molecular function: protein binding. NCBI's taxonomy places the organism in Eukaryota, Metazoa, Mollusca, Gastropoda, Patellidae. The record is from RefSeq and is a predicted model, not a curated record. The transcript is spliced from 3 exons. Bases 445 to 2862 code for a protein of 805 amino acids.
UAUAGUUAUUGUUAUGUCCAUUAUAGAGUUUGUGUCCAAGCUGUACAGUUCAUCAUAUGUAGCGGAUUAACCUUGGUAACAUCACCUAUUGGAAGAUUGUAGUUGAUAUCCCCAUUAAGUCUGUGUCCAAGCUGUGCAGUUCAUCAUAUCUUGACCACAUCACCUAUUGGAAGAUUGUUGUUUAUAUUUACAGUGAGUGUUGAGCUGAUACAGUGCGUAGUAUCCUGUUAAAAGAAAUAAACUAUUUUGCAAAAGAGGAAUGAAAUAUGACCUCAUCAAAGGACAUUACAUGGACCACAGCGGCAUUACUUAAUGUGAUUUAAUCUGUAUCUGGAAUGUACCACAUAUCAGUGUAAGAAAUUUAUAACUCUUUAGGAUACGAAUAUGGUGUGUAUUCUUUAUUGAUAUUUAAUAUCGUCUUAUAGGACUCGCCACACAUUCAAAAUGGAGCAACCAUUACCGUUAUUAAUUCCAGAAAAACAACAAACUGCGUGUAUAAUUGACUCACCACACCGAAGAGCAGCUGGUGCAAUCAAGAUCGACAAAGAAACUAUUAACGGAAAUAUUAACAUUGACCAGAGCGAUAAAAACUAUGCAUUACUAGAGGCUUGUAGAAAUGGACCGUUUGGUGAUGUUAAACAGCUAAUAGAACAGGGUGCUGCUAUCAAUUGUAAAGAUUUAUACGGAAGAACAUGUAUGUUACUUUGUAGCACAUCACUCUUUGAACCCAUUGAGAAAAUAGAGUUAGUGAGAUCAAAGGGGGGCAAUAGUCAAGAUACUGAUGAUAAUAAUGAGAAUAUGUUACACUUGGCUUGUCGUAGUGGUACACUAGAAACUGUAAGACAUCUAAUUAAUCAAGGCUUAGAUAUCCAUACUAAAGGGAGAAUGGGUAGAACAUGUAUACUGUUAUGCAGUCAAUCACAAACACAAGCCAUUGAGAAAAUAGAAUUAUUAAGGUUAAAGGGGGGUAAUAUAUUUGAUAUUGGUGAAGACAAGCAUACUAUGUUACACCUAGCUUGUAUGUCGGGUACACUAGACACUGUACGCCAUCUGAUAGGCCUGGGCGUAGAUAUAAACGCCAAAUGUAGAAUAAACGGUACAUGUAUCUUACAUUGCUGUCAGUCAGAAACACAAACCAUUGAGAAAAUAGAAUUUUUAGGGUCAAAGGGAGGUAAUAUUAAUGAUACUGAUAUUCAAAAUAAUGGUAUAUUACAUAAAGCCUGUGCUUUUGGUACAUUGGAUACCGUAAAAUAUCUGAUAGAUCUUGGGUUAGAUAUCAACACUAGAGGUUUUAAUGGUGGUACAUGCAUGUUAUGUUGCUGUCAAUCAGAAAAACAGGCCAUUGAGAAAAUAGAAUUAUUACGAUCAAAGGGAGGUAAUAUUUAUGAUACCGAUGACGAUAAUAGUGGUAUGUUACACGCAGCUUGUAUUUCCAGUACUCUAGACACUGUAAAAUAUCUGAUAGAUCAAGGGUUGGAUAUAAACGCUAAAGGUCUUAAUAGUAGUGUGGGUUUAUUAUAUUCCUGUCAGUCAGACACACAAGCCAUUGGGAAAAUAGAAUUAUUGAGACUGAAGGGGGCUAAUAUCUAUGCCACCGAUGAAAACAAUAACAGUAUGUUACAUUUGGCUUGUAUUUCGGGUACAUUAAAUACCGUGGAAUAUCUGAUAGAUCUAGGGUUGGAUAUAAACACCAGAGGUUUCAAUGGCAGCACGUGCAUUUUAAGUGCUAGUAAAUCUAAAACACAAGCCAUUGAGAAAAUUGAAUUAUUAAGGCUAAUGGGUGGUAAUAUCUAUGACACCGAUGAUCAAAAUAAUGAUAUUUUACACAUGGCUUGUGCUUUUGGUACAUUAGAUACCGUAAAAUAUCUGGUAGAUCUCGGAUUGGAUAUAAACAGAAAGGGUCUGAAAGGUAGAAAAAGCAUCUUACAUUGUUGUCAAUCAGAAACACAGCCCAUUGAGAAAAUAGAAUUAUUACGGUCAAAGGGGGCCAGUGUUUAUGACAAUGGGGACGACAACAACGGUAUGCUGCAUCUAGCCUGCGUUUUUGGUACAUUUGAUACUGUAAGAUAUCUGGUAGAUCUAGGGUUAGAUAUACACACAAAAGGUUUUAAGAAUAGAACAUGUGUGUUAAUGUGCAGCGAAUCUGAAAUACAAGCAAUUAAUAAAAUAGAGUUACUAAGGUCAAUGGGGGCUGAUAUUAGUAAUGCUGUUUUAAACCGAGCAUGUGCGUUUAGUACGUUAGAUACGGUAAGAUAUCUGUUAGAUCUAGGGUUAGAUAUAAACACUAAAGAUCAUAAAGGUAGGACAUGUAUCCUACAAUGUACAAAGUCUAAAAGACAAGCAAUUGAUAAAAUUGAAUUAGUAAGGUCAAAGGGAGGUAAUAUAUAUGAUACAGAUGACAACAGCAACGGUAUGUUACAAUUGGCGUGUAUUUCGGGUACCUUAGAUACCGUGGGGUAUCUGAUAGGCCUUGGUUUAAAUAUAAACAAUAAAGGGUUUCAAGGUAGAUCGUGUAUCUUGCUAUGCAGCGAAUCGAAAAUACAAGCAGUGGAUAAAAUAGAAUUAUUACGGUCAAAGGGAGGUAAUAUUCAUGAUAAGGAUGGUCUUAAUAAUGGUAAUAUGUUACACAUCGCGUGUGCAAACGGCACAGUAGACACCGUUCAGUAUCUAGUGAAACAGGGUCUAGAUACCCGAACUAAAGAUGAGUCAGGAAACACACCCGUUUCAUUGAGCUUUAGGUCUGGUGUGCAGUCACAUGAAAAGGUUGAAUAUUUGAAGUCGAAAGGGGCGAAACUUCCAUUGCGCAUGCGGCCAAUAUAUCAUAUUAGAAAGGUGCUAAAACACAAAUCUCACAGGAAAUGAAUGUAUGUAAUACUUGGUGAUGACAAACGGCUUUGUUUAUUUGUAGCCUUGUGCGUGCGCCUUGUAUCAUAAAGUCUGUCGUUGAGUCAACUGGCUUGAUUUCGAUUUCCCGCUUGUACAGGAUAAUGGUCGACUGACCAACCUCGUGGGUUUUCUCCGGGCACUCCGGUUUCCUCCCGCUGCUAAAUAUAAUUGAACCAUAUGUUAGUCCCGCGAAAAGACCUUGUUUGUGUCGAGUGAGCGUAAAAUCCCAUCACUGGCGAAAGCAUAAAAUUAUUAAAAUGGAUUCAUACUGGCUGUUUUUCUGUCAGCCCGUCGUACAUCUUGGGACAAAAUAAACGUUACAAAUCAAUUUUGUAAAAUGUUCAAAUCGCUUUAAAUUUAGUUUCGUAGGUUGAUAUUUCAGUUCAAGUGUAUGUUAUUGUUUCAAAGUAUUUUACUUUGAUCUGUAUAUCAUUUUAUGUAACCUGAAAUUUCAUAAGGUUCCCAUUCCUUAUCACUUUGGUAUUGUUUGUAUAAUUCCAUUAAAUAAUUUGGUAGAGACAGGAUAUCCUUAGGGUUAGGGUACCCUGUGCUCGGUAAAAAGUCUACCAUAUAAUUUACCACCAGUUCAUUGUUUGUAUAAUUUACCCAUCAUGUCAUUGUUUGUAUAAUUUACCCAUCAUUUCUUUGUAUAAUUUACCCAUUAUUUCAUUGGUUGUAUAAUUUACCCACCAUUUCAUUGAUUGUAUAAUUUACCCACCAUUUCAUUGGUUGUAUAAUUUACCCAUCAUUUCAUUGUUUGUGUAAGUUACCCAUCAUUUCAUUGAUUGUAUAAUUUACCCAUCAUUUCUUUGUAUAAUUUACCCACCAUUUCAAUGUUUGUAUAGUUUACUCACGAUUUCAUUGUUUGUAUAAUUUACCCAUCAUUUCUUUGCUUGUAUAAUUUACCCAUCAUUUCAUUGUUUGUAUAAUUUACCCACCAUUUCAUUGUCUGUAUAAUUUGCCCACCAUUUCAUUGUUUGUAUAAUUUAUCCACCAUUUUAGUGUUUGUAUAAUUUAAACAUCAUUUCAUUGUAUAAUUUACCCAUCAUUUCAUUGUUUGUGUAAUUUACCCAUCAUUUCAUUUUUUGUGUAAUUUACCUAUCAUUGCAUUUUUUUUACAUUUUACUCACCAUUUUAAUGUUUGUAUAAUUUACCCAUCAUUUCAUUGUUCAUCCAGAUUUUCCGGCGUGAUUCCCCCUCGUCAGUGAUGCAGGACGGAGGGCCUGACAAGGACAGCUGUCUAGUCCUUCGGAUAAGCCGAAACACCGAGGUCCCGUGUAUACAUUGGAAUGCACGUAAAAGAUCCCUUGGCAGUUGGAAUUCGAUAUAAGAGUAGGCGAUAGUGCCGCUGCCCGGGCAAAAUUUCCCUCAUAACACACUGUAUGGCGUAUGCCCGUCUUCAUUAGCCCAGCAUAGGAGCAGAACAGUAGGACGUUAAACCCCAUUUCAUUUCAUUUCAUUUCAUUGUUCUUAUAUUUUACUCACCAUUUGAUUGUUUGUAUAAUUUACCCAUCAUUUUAUUGUUUGUAUAUUAUUAUACCAUAUGUUUGUCGCAAUAUAUAUUCAUUUAUUUUUUGUAUAAUUUACCAACUAAUCCUAAGUCGUUCGGAUAUUACGAAAAACCAAGGUGUCGUGUACACAUUUCAUUGUUUGUAUAAUUUGUUUCACCAUUUCAUUGUUUGUAUAAUUUGUUUCACUAUUUCAUUGUUUGUAUAAUUUGUUUCACCAUUUCAUUGUUUGUAUAAUUUGUUUCACUAUUUCAUUGUUUGUAUAAUUUACCCACUAUUUCAUUGUUUGUAUAAUUUACCAACUAACCGCAUAGUCGUUAGGAUAGGACGGAAAACCGAGGUGUCCUGUACACAUUUGAGUGCAGGUUUAGAUCCCGUGGUACUUGGAAUUCGAUAUAAGAGUAGGCCAUAGCGCCGCUGUCCGGGCAACAUUUCUCCCAUAGCACACUUUAUGGCGUAUGCCCGUCUUCAUAAACCCAGUCAGAGCAGAACAGCAGGACGCUAAACCCCAUAUUAUUUCAUUUCAUUUUAUUUUUACCAACUAAUCCAUAGUACUAUAUGUAUUUGUUUAUUGAUGCGGUAAUAAAACCAAUUUUAUUAUUUUAA